This is a messenger RNA of Leptinotarsa decemlineata (Colorado potato beetle), 1211 nucleotides long. Its product is annotated as platelet-activating factor acetylhydrolase IB subunit alpha2. The record is from RefSeq and is a predicted model, not a curated record. Lineage: Eukaryota; Metazoa; Arthropoda; Insecta; Coleoptera; Chrysomelidae.
CGGAUAUAUCACGAUCACGAUUGAGUGGAGGUUAUGAAUGCGUUCAAACGUUAGUAACACUAACUAGAUGAUUACAGCAGGAAUACGGCAGGAAGUUCGUGAAUUGGUUCCAGUGCGGUUAUUUGUUGGUUCUAGUUUCCAUUCGAAAUAUAAAGAAAAUAUGAUGAACCCUUGUGUGAUACCGGAGCCUCCAGAAGAUAUUAUUGGCGAUGGACGAUGGAUGUCUAUGCACAAUCGUUUCGUUCAAGAAGCCAAAACAAGCGAAUCUGAGGUGCUUUUUAUAGGUGAUUCGAUUAUACAACAAUUACAGUUCAGCACACUAUGGACCGAAAAAAUUAGUGCUCUACAUUGCUUGAAUUUUGGAAUAGGUGGAGAUAGGGUAGAAAAUGUUUUAUGGAGAGUCCAAAAUGGAGAACUAGAAUUCAACACAAAAAUGAAAGCAGUAGUCUUAUUCGUAGGGACAAAUAACAUCGACUGCACUCCUCAUGAAAUUUUUGAAGGAAUUUUAGAGAUCAUUAAGGAGAUAAAACAUAGGCUAGGAAAUGUCGCUAUAGUUUUACCGACUCUGCUGCCAAAGGGACAAUAUCCAAAUCCCCUGAGAGAUAGAAAUGAUCAUGUAAAUUUAUUUUUGCUUGAUAAAUUCUGGAAUGAAGCAAACGCUGAUGAAGUCACAGAAAAUGUUCAUGUGGUAGUUAUCGAUGAACAAAUAGUAGGCAAUGAUCAAACAAUAUCUCACCAUAUCAUGCACGAUUAUUUACAUCUAACUAAUAGUGGUUAUACUAAGGUUUUUAUGAAAGUUUACGAAAAGUUAUGUGAACUACUCAAAAUAAUUCCGGCCAAUUCUAAGUGAAUCAAAUUAUUCAUUUAUCCCUAUAAGAUACAUUCGCAAGCUGAGUGUCAUGUUCUUUCAUAUGUAUUUGUUUGCAUAAAAUCAAAUUGAUGGUAUUUUGAUCAUGCUGUUGAAAUAAUGAUCGAAAUCAAUUUUCAAAUUGCUGAUGAAUUGCCCAUAUUUUUAUAGUAACAUUACCCCUUUUAUGAUACGAAAAAGAAGAAAAAAAUUGUGAACGCUGCUUAUUCAAUAUGAAUGUUACGAUGCUAAAUAAUCGUAAUAUUCUGGUUUUGUAAUUUUCCACUAUCUCAGUGAAUAUUAUUGUAUUUAUUUUCAUUUCAUUUUCAUUUGGAAGUAUUUCAAUAAAACAUUUUAUUAAAUA